Molecule: messenger RNA, 12583 nt
Organism: Acanthoscelides obtectus
Lineage: Eukaryota; Metazoa; Arthropoda; Insecta; Coleoptera; Chrysomelidae
Source: the annotation of a GenBank genome assembly
GUAUCAAUGAACCUAUCGUCAAGAGACAUCUUGUGGCGAUUCAUUUUCCAUUGAAAUAUCGAAUUUUACGUUGUAUUUUUGACGAAAUGUAUCAUUUUCUAUCAACUAUCUCGAGCAGAUCUAAGAGCGAUUCCACCAGAAAAGUACUAAAAACAUCGCCUUUUGUCGUAACGUCUCUCAACGUCCAUCGUGAAAAUAAUCGGGUCGGGUUGACCGCGGUACACGUCAACGUGCAUUCUUUUGUUUCUAACUUGAAAAUAUAUGGCAUUUUUGUGAUUGUUUUACCGUACAAGUUCAAUCUACGUUAUUUUUUAUCCUGCGACACCUGUUUAGCAAUUUUGAUGCACGUGCAAAGUUUAUUUUUUUGAAGGCUGGUCCUUUAAAUUGCGCUCUUAUUUGGAUUACCAUGUACACGUUUACUGUUAAAUUACACACGAAGACUUUUUCUGGUGGACUCUUUUAUGAUCGACCAGGAGUACGAGGACGACGCUCAGGUGGAGGCGACGAAAUUCCUCUUGAAUCCAGACGAACACCGCGCCGUGGAUCCUGAGACGCAGGCCAGGCUGGAACAACUCCUGCAGGUUGCAGGCGCAGGAAUUGGCCAGCUGGCAGCGAAGGACGGCAAACACCUAGCCGACCCGGAGGUGUUGCGUAGGCUGACGUCGAGCGUGUCCUGCGCGCUGGACGAGGCGGCCGCAGCGUUGACGCGCAUGCGCAGCGACCAACCGAGACCGCCCACUUCUGCAGGUGGGGCCGCCGGGCAGGGGGCGGGGACAUCCGCGGUGCUAUCUCAGGGACAGCCGACCGCCUCCUCUACCAACGGGCAAGGUUCUAGCGGACAACAGCAGUUGAACGGCGCUCAGGCUCAGUCAACAAGUACCAGCUCUGCUCAGCAACAACAGCAGCAGCCCCAGUCGUCGCCUUCGUCAAGCAGUUCGACGUCAGGCUCCCAACCCCAGUCAGGCGGCCAACCUGCACCCACGGAGAAGACCUCGCUGGUGGAGGCUUGCACUGACGGAGACGUCGGCACUGUACGCAAACUGCUCACAGAAGGUCGCUCCGUACACGAGACCAGCGAGGAGGGGGAGAGUCUGCUCAGUCUGGCCUGCAGCGCCGGGUACUACGAACUUGCUCAGGUAUUACUAGCGAUGCAUGCAAACGUCGAAGAUAGGGGCAUCAAGGGGGAAUGCACUCCAUUAAUGGAAGCUGCCUCUGCAGGCCAUUUGGACAUUGUGAGACUGCUGGUUGCCCAUGGGGCCGAUGUCAAUGCGCAGUCCACGUCUGGUAACACCCCGUUGAUGUACGGAUGUGCCGGUGGCCACACAGAGGUAGUGAAGUUCCUGUUGGAAAACGGUGCAAACGUGGAGGACCACAACGAGAACGGUCAUACCCCCCUGAUGGAGGCUGCCAGCGCCGGCCAUGUUGGUCUAGCUAAAAUCCUCCUUAUACACGGCGCCGGUAUUAACACCCACUCCAACGAGUUUAAGGAGAGUGCAUUAACAUUAGCUUGCUACAAGGGCCACCUGGAUAUGGUACGAUUUCUGCUGGAAGCAGGUGCUGAUCAAGAACACAAAACUGACGAGAUGCACACUGCACUUAUGGAGGCCUCCAUGGAUGGACAUGUUGAGGUGGCGAGAUUGCUGUUAGACUCCGGCGCGCAAGUGAACAUGCCCACAGACAGCUUUGAGUCCCCGUUGACGUUAGCCGCAUGCGGCGGCCACGUUGAUUUGGCCAUGUUGCUCAUCGAGCGAGGGGCCAACAUCGAGGAAGUCAACGAUGAAGGAUACACGCCGCUUAUGGAGGCUGCCAGGGAGGGGCACGAGGAGAUGGUACAUCUGCUCCUCGGACAAGGUGCAAACAUCAAUGCACAAACGGACGAAACGCAAGAGACGGCGUUGACGUUGGCCUGUUGCGGCGGUUUUACCGAAGUGGCUGACAUCCUGCUGAAAGGCAGCGCCGACAUCGAGCUGGGCGCGUCCACACCUCUGAUGGAAGCCGCGCAGGAGGGACAUUUGGACCUUGUGCGCUUCCUACUGGAGAACGGCGCUAACGUCCAUGCGCAAACGCAGACUGGAGAUACAGCUUUAACGUACGCUUGCGAGAACGGUCACACAGACGUAGCGGACCUACUUCUCCAAUAUGGCGCCGAUCUGGAGCACGAGAGCGAAGGGGGCCGUACGCCUCUCAUGAAGGCCUGUCGAGCCGGACACCUGUGCACCGUGCAGUUCCUCAUCUCCAAAGGGGCCAACGUCAGGCGGCAAACCACGAACAAUGAUCACACGCCCUUAUCCUUGGCUUGCGCCGGCGGACACCUGCCUGUGGUUGAGCUUCUGCUUAGCCACAAUGCGGACCCCAACCACAAGCUGAAGGACAAUUCAACCAUGCUGAUCGAGGCUGCCAAAGGGGGACACACCAACGUCGUACAACUGCUUCUAGACUAUCCCCAUUCCAUGCAAGGUGGAGCCACGGGCGCAACGAAUCUUAACAUGUUACCUGGACAAGUCGGUAGCAGGGAGUCACCAGUGACCAGUCAACAAAAUGGCGCGUCUGCUGUUGGCUUUUUCCAACCACCCGCAGCCGUUUUGCAAGAAGUCCCUGAAGCGGUGCGUAUUGUCCAGCAAGAGGAUUCGAACAACCCUGCUAUUGACGUCGGGGCGAGUUCGAAACACCAGGUGCAACAACAAGCAAAUCGCCCGGCGGUGGAUCCGCAGAUAACGCAGGGUAAUCGAAAGACUGUGUUGCUACUGCCAAAGAGUAGGUCCACAGGCACGGUGUACGAUGGAACGCUAACCUCGGCCGAAGCACAACAGGUCCGGACUCAGCCCGUUGGCGGCGGAGACCUAGAUGACGAAACUUUUGCCGCGGCCGCCGCUGCCGUGGCAGCUGCGAGCGGUGGAGGCGGCGACUUGUUUGCUGCCCCCAAGGAGGAAGCCGGUACGGGUACGAGUGCGCAGGCGCCCGGAGGUGGCGUAGGGUUGGUGGAUUUCAUCAAGAGCCGCAAGAAGCAGUACGCGGCCGCGCAUCAGGACGAGGGCACGACGCAAAAGCAGCAGAUUCUGGAAGAGUUGCAGAAAGUGGAACGUGAGUUACAGGGCAAGAGCCAAUCUGCUGCGGAGACUGUAGCAAGUCACAACCAUAUCCUGCAAUAUGCCAUUUCGCAGGAGCAGUGCACUUCCACCACUACUGGAACAGCAGGUGCGGCUGCAUCCUCGGCCAAUAACACACUGCCACAUAUGCACAUUGAUAUCGCCAUGCAGCAGCAAAAACAACAACAAGUCCUGUUCCCGUACCACCAACCGCCCAGUCAGCCUCAGCAGCAACAAUCGCCGCUGCAGGUGCAGAAUACCUUCUAUGCCGCAGGCGCGGUAACCCCAAAAAGUACCGCUGACGGUCAGCAAACGGGACAACAGCAGCAGUACUACUUCGCGCCGUUGCCACCCACACAGCAGCAACAGCCCCAGCAGCAGCAACAGGUCAAGUUCCAGGCGGUCACAUCGCAUGCUGAAGUCAGUCAGAACACCGCGAUAAGCGAUCGACCGAAGGCGAAGCCGGUCUCGAAGAAGGAGGGCAAGAACGUCCGUAAGCAGCAGCAGCAAGCUGCAGCUGCUGCCGCCGCAGCUGCCGCCUUUCAAGGCUCUUACACGCCCCAGCAACAAGCUCAGGUCUUCGGCCAGCUGCAUUUGCAACAGCAGUUCCAGCAACAACAGGAUGCUGCUAAGGAACAGCAACAGGCGCAACAUCAACAGGAGAUUCUCAGCGUGCAAGGGCUAGAUCUGGAUUCUAUAGAUCAAGAAACGUUAGUGGUGAAGAACGAAAACCAAGUAAACCUUUUGACUGCCUCUAUUCUUCAACAGUUCCAUAGUACGCCUGCUUUGAGAGCCGCCUUUUUAGGAUCACCGCAAAAAACCCAACUAGAGCUUUACGAUCGUACCGAAGAUGGUAGCAAGGUAACAAAACUCGAACUAACCGAUAACGAUUUUUCAACUGUGGACGAUGUCGUCCAGACUUUAGAAUCCUUCAAUGCGACCGAAGUUAGCGAACAGACCCUCACCCAACAUAAUUUACAAGUAUCGCCUUACCCGAGCGCCUUGGACGAGUCGAUGAUCGCCUCGCUAACCGCCGCCGGGGCAGCCGCGCAGCAAGAGCUGUCCGCUGCCGUAGCCGCAAGCGGAGGCGGUACCACCACCACAGCCGCUGCCGGCUCCGGCACCGAAUUGUCCCGGGUGGAGUACUUCGCCGUGCCAGCGGCCGCCGCCCCCAGCGCUACGUCAUCGGGCGUAGGUGGAAGCGCGCAGGCGGGUACCACCUCGCCGCAAGUGCCCAUGCACGCCCUCUACCCUCACUUACUAACAUCCGGGAUACCCAAGGAGCAACUUUUCCAGGCCGGGUUUCAGGCAGGGUAUACCCUUAUGCAGCAGCAUCUAGCUUGUCCGACAAGCACCGACACCCUUGCGGCAGCCACAGCAGCCGCGCUAGGUACCACUCAAGUGACCAGCGGCGCCAUAACUGCCGGCAUAGGAACCACCAGCGGUACCCAAGUCUCAGCCUCAGAUCAGCAAUUCAUCCAAGCGGCGCAAGCGGCUACUGCAGCUGCCGUCCAGCAACAUCAGCAGGUCGGACAGCAACAUCAAUGUCAGCAUGGACAAGCUGCAGGGCAACAACAGGCUGUCACCCAUCAAGUCCAAGCAGCCACCCAAACUCCCCAGCAAUCUGCCGCCGGUGGUCAAGUGGUUGACUCCAAGAAGGUAAAGGCUUACAUAUCGGCAGGAGAUGGAGUUAAGCUGAAGAAAGGCCGCGUAUUGAGACACCAAACCCAAACUACGCAACAGGGGGCUGCAGGGUUCCAGCCAGGAUACCAGAUAGACCACAAUUCCGCCAUAACCCAGUAUAGCGGUGGCCAACAGCAACAAACUAACCAACAACAACAAUGCCCGAACGCGGCGGCGGCGGCCGCCGCAGUGGUAGCGCCGCCCCCGGCUCCGACACCCGCCCCAUGCAUGGACGUCGAUUCUGAGACGGAGAGCAAUCACGACACGGCAUUGACGCUCGCCUGCGCGGGCGGUCAUGAGGAGCUGGUCGAGCUACUGAUCAACCGUGGGGCGGAUAUAGAGCAUAGGGAUAAGAAAGGGUUCACGCCGCUGAUACUUGCCGCCACCGCUGGACAUGAGAAGGUGGUAGACAUCCUAUUGAACCACAACGCGGACAUCGAAGCACAGUCGGAGCGCACCAAGGACACUCCGUUGAGCCUCGCCUGUUCCGGCGGGCGGUAUGAAGUAGUUGAACUUCUGCUGAACAGGAACGCCAACAAGGAACAUAGAAACGUUUCGGAUUACACGCCCCUAAGUCUAGCCGCCUCAGGAGGAUAUGUCAAUAUUAUCAAAUUACUAUUGAGUCAUGGUGCUGAGAUCAAUUCUCGAACGGGAUCGAAACUUGGCAUUUCACCGUUGAUGCUGGCCGCUAUGAACGGCCAUACCGCCGCCGUGAAGCUGCUUCUCGACAUGGGCAGCGACAUCAAUGCCCAAAUAGAGACCAACAGGAAUACUGCGUUAACACUAGCUUGCUUCCAAGGCAGGCAUGAAGUAGUCAGCCUGCUGUUGGAUAGGAAGGCUAACGUCGAGCAUCGUGCCAAGACUGGUUUGACGCCUCUGAUGGAAGCUGCUAGUGGUGGAUACGUAGAGGUAGGAAGGGUACUGCUAGACAAGGGAGCCGACGUCAAUGCCAGCCCUGUGCCUUCAUCUAGGGACACAGCUUUAACCAUUGCAGCUGAUAAGGGCCACGUGCGAUUUGUUGAGUUACUGCUUUGCCGUGGAGCUCAGGUUGAAGUGAAAAACAAGAAAGGCAACUCUCCCCUCUGGCUAGCAGCCAACGGCGGCCACCUUCCUGUAGUCGAACUACUUUACAACGUCAAUGCCGAUAUAGACUCUCAAGAUAACAGAAAAGUGUCCUGUUUGAUGGCCGCCUUUAGGAAGGGCCACGUCAAAGUAGUCAAAUGGAUGGUACACCAUGUCACGCAGUUUCCCAGUGACCAAGAAAUGAUGAGAUAUACUGCAACCAUAAGCGACAAGGACCUCCUAGAAAAAUGCCAGGAGUGCGUGAAGAUAAUCCGCGCUGCAAAAGAGACGCAAGCCGCCAAGGCAAACAAGAACGCCACAAUUCUCCUUGAAGAGUUAGAGUCUGAGAAGACCAGAGAGGAAUCGAAGCGACUGGCGGCGGCACGCAGGCGCGAGAGGAAGAAGAAGAAAAAGCUGGAGAAGAAAGAGGAGAGACGUAAGUUGCUUGAGGAGAAUAAGAAAAAUGAAAGUUUCGAUGAGAAGAAGAAGGGUGAUGGUGAUGAUGAUAAGGGCGAGGAUGAUGACGCCGCGAGCGAAUCAUCUCCGCAAGUGGGUGGCCACCCAGCCGCUACCACCGCCUCCGCGACUUCAACCGCCUCCACCGGAGGCGGUACCGCCCCCGGUGACAGCGGCAGCUCCUCCUCGGCCGCUGCGACCGAAGAAGGCGAUAGUGGCAUCGACGCCAACAGCCAGGGCAGUUGCAGCAGCGCCGAGCUGAAGAAAGAGAAGGAGAAACGCAAGGAGAAGAAAAAGAAGAAAGGGGGCAGCGAGAAGAGCGGUGGGAGUGGUAAGGCUGAGGAAAGGAAGAAAGGUGGGGCGGCAACGACAGGAAGGGAUGAUAAGGAUAAGGACAAAGAUGAUGAGGAGGAGAAAGGUGAUAAGGCAGAUGCCAAGAACAAGAAUCUUAACAUCCGAAAAGCCCACGCCUAUGAAACUACUAGAUCUCCAGCUGAAAGAGACGACUUUGAGGCAACUGGCAGUGAAGUAUAUGUUUCUACCAAGAAGUCAAAACAAACCUACGACGAAUCUACUUCUCAACCUUCGAAAAAUUCUACUAGCCCUAAACAGUCUAAUAACAAGAGGGAAGAAGGAUGGAAAGAAGUGGUUCGGAAAUCCUCGGUGCAGACCCUGGCUGCUUCCGAGUCCGGCAUUAAGAAGGUGUCAGUGCCCCUGAACGCCAUCUCGCGAGUGAUCGGCAGAGGUGGCAGCAACAUUAAUGCUAUAAGGGGUGCUACCGGAGCCCAUAUAGAGGUCGAGAAGCAAAGCAAGGGUCAGGGAGAGAGGAUUAUCACCAUAAAGGGCUCUGCUGAAGCUACAAAGCAAGCUCACAGUCUGAUAGCGACGUUAAUCAAAGACCCGGAUGUAGAUAUUCUGUCAAUGCUGCCCAAGACGAAUAAAACUACCAGCAGUACAACAACGCUGUGGGAUAAGACACAAAUUGGAACGAAAAAGAACGCGGGCAAGAUGGCCGGCGCUUCAAGCACAAGCAGCACUACAAUGCAGUCAACCACGCCCGCCCUUUCCGCCUCCACCGCCGCCCAUUCUAAGACGUCCGCCACUUCCGCGGGAAGCCAACAGCAACAACCCGCUACCGGGAUGUCCGCCCCCAUAGGCAGGUUCUCGGCAACGACUUCAACAGCUGGUACCGCCUCUAAGGCUAGACCCGCCUCCACGGCACAAGCUGCGCGUGGGGCGGCCACAGCGAGGGCAGCGGCUUUAACAGGGCAGUCCGCCUCGAUGGAUAAAAAUAAUCAGCAGAAGGCGGCAACUCAGCAGACUGGAGCCACGCAGAGGGCGUCCACUGGGAGCAAGGCCGCACCCGGUGGGCAGACGUUCGCUGCUAAGCUCACGGAGACGUCGCUUACCAAUACGCAGUUGAUCAUAAAUUCGUCCCACGCGGCAAACAGCGGCGCGACAAGUGGAAUGAAACGUUCGUUGGCCCCUCCGCAGAGCAAUGCUGGCCCAGUAUCACCUCAAGGCGCGGGACACAUCACAUCUACAACCAAUGCAAUGCAGUCGUCGCCCAAUAGGAGUGUUAGACCAACACCGACCUCGUCCGCCCCACCGAAUGUGCCCCAUUAUCAAAGUCCUGGAAAGGUGAUGCCAAUGUUUGGACAAGCAUCCCAGGGUAGCACUGGUCACACCGUAGCUGAAACUACAACUGGAGGAUUCAGAAGUGUAACACCUAAUAUUUUGUCAUCAGGCAGUAUGCAACACAACUUGAGUCAGGACGAGCACAUGUCAGCAUCUACUCACCACCACCACCCUCAACAGCAACAACACCACCAGCAUCAAAUGCACGUCCCAACUUCUGCAGCAGUGGCACCACCUCAGCAACAACACUCCCACCACCAACAGCACACCGCGUCCACCACAGGACCAACAGUGGCCCAAUCUCAUUCGUCAACGCCCUCCCAACAAGCUGCUCAACAACAGCCCGCCUCCGAAUAUUCGCUGUUUUACACGCGCAGCACUGAUCAUUGGCCGCGAGGGGGUGGUGCAUCGUCGGAGACUGGCACAACGCAGAAGCCGGUGAAUUUCGCGGCUGUCACUGGGGGCGGCAGUGCGAGUGGCGGUGCGGUGCAAUCACAGCAGCAACAACAGGAUGGCAGAAAGUUUGUGGAGGAAGCACCCAAACAGGUGGAUGCAUCCAAAGCACCUGGCUACAGAGGUGGAGCUAUGUGCUCACCACCUGUCGGUAGUGGAACUAAGUCUACAGGAGGUGGAGCUAGUUCUGGUUCAACACCUAGUAUUGGCACCAACGGAUUUCAAGGUUAUAACGACCAGUCGAAGUCCCAACAACCUUUGGCACCAAUUGGGAGCAAUGUGAUUCACUCCAGCAGAACAACAGUGUCUCAAAGCAACGCCGAUUACUUUGGUGAACUAUUUAAACCUGGAGUUUCGACAGCUAGCAUCCCUAGCAUGCUGGGAUUGAAUGAUGGCCAUCUGUUACAGUCUAGCUACAAUCCAAUACAGAACCUGAGUUUCUCUCCUGCACCAUCUCAAGUCAAUCUACAGCAGCAGCAACAACAGAACGCGAGCCUAUCUCGAUUGAACCCGAAAGCUCCCGAAUACUCGGGCUAUUCUAUGCAAUCAAAGCCAUCUUCGACUCAGCCAGUCUAUAACGGGUACCAGAUGACAUCUGGGCAGGGGACUGCAACAGGAAUGUAUAUGCCUCAGACGCCUUCCAAACAGAUGGGAGCAGAAUAUCACAGAAGUGGAUUAGCACAGAAUCGACCGCCAUUGUGGAUGCAGAUGCAGCCACAGUUCACACAAAAUGAUCAGCUGAUCAGCAGCAUGGCGGGAUUGACCAUACAUAAUCUUGCUAAAUUUACUGGCAACGAGGUGCUUGAGAACGGCAGUGGUGUGUCCGGUGCCGGAGGUGACCUAACCGGUCUCGGGGGCGGUCCGAACUCACCUAGCGGCAUGUCCCCGAACCUGCCAGCAGCCGCGGCGGCCGCAGCAGCAGCAGCGGCGGCGGCAGCUGCGGCAGCGGCCGCAGAGGGAGGCGGUUACGAAGAACGGAAGCCGCCCCAACCGAUCGGCACAGGUCGGAAGGCCGCAUAUCAACAACAGCAACAGACUGGUGGGGGUAUGGAUGCGUGGAGAUUGCCCGGUACGGCCGCCGCGGAAAAAGAUUGGCUGGCGGCAGCCGCCGCUGGAGAGUAUGCGGCUAUCAGGCAUGCCACGGCAGGAGUUUAUGGGGAGGAGAUGCCGCCCAUGGAUUAUUCGCGUCCGAUGCGAUUGGACUCCCACAACUUCAUGAACGGUCCGCCGUAUUUCAACCAACAGCAGACGCAGUUAAACGCCAUGCGUCAUGACUUUAUGAAAUCGCUGCCCAAGCUGGACAUCAUGUGGGAUAACGCCCAGCCUAUCCCCGAAUUACAGCAGGACAAGCAGCAUGUUUGGAACAAUAAGUGGAACUAGUAAUCUUCAUACCGGAAUACACAUGUGAACUAUAAGCGUAAAUAUUUUAAGUCCAAAACGUGCGAAAUUUAGCUUCUAUCUUUGUGAUUUUCGGAAUACAAGUUUUUGCCCGUAGAAACAUAGUUCUAGUUUUUAUUUUCAUUUUAAUUCGUUAAUGGUACCAUGGCCCAAUAUACAGGCCAACAACCGAGUGUUUAUACAUAUUAUCCUACUGUGAGUCACUUGGGUGUACAGAAUGUUUAAUCCUUUCAAUGGAGAUAUUCAAACAGGUUCCUAGUUAUACGAGUGAUUUAAAAAGAAAUGUGGAUUUAGAAGAGUUCUAUGGAUAACGAGAAAGUAGCUGACUUGGUUAGAUGAUAGAUUAUUAUUGUUUAUUUGUUAUGUGGAGUAGGACCUAGAUUAAAAAUUGAAGCAUAAUAUUUGUUUUUCUUAUUUAAAUUUCAGUUUUCUUAUUUUAAUACCUUUUGAGUAAAUAACAUCUCUAUUGAUGAUCUCUGAAGAAAAAAUGAUAUCUUGAGUUUUCAGCCUUAGUUUCCCCGACUUCAGUACUUGUUAAAUUAUAAUAUUGCCAGAUAACAUUUGUAAAGACAAUUACACCGACAUAGUUUGAAUUUACAACAAACGAUCAAAAACCAAUGUUAUUUAUGUCAGAUGAAUGAGACUUUUAUGUUCUGAUUAUUAAGUUGGAAUUUGGCACACUUGAGGGCUGCUCCUUAAAUCUUAUUCUCAUUCGUGUGUUUAUUGAAUAUCCUUGCGAGGAGUUUUGAUCUUCACAAAUUUCUGACAGCUAAAAUGCUAUAUUUAUUCAUUGUAAGCACAUUUAUAUGAAACAAGUACGUAUUUAACAAGGAGAGCGUCAAUCAUAUUUAUCAUGGAAGUGCGACACAUAACAUUUGAGGAAUCAGUGGUAUUUGUAGACUCAAAAAUCACUUAUUGAGUAUCUCCAUUUUACCACCGGAUUUUCUGUAUUAAUACAGUACUUGGGGAGAAUAUUAACAUCUGGUUGAAAUUUGGCAAGGAGUUAGUUUGUAGUGCCAGGAACAAAAAUCAAUCCUUGCCUCACUUGUAGGAACUGUCGUUCUAAAAAUAUUAUGGUUUGGAUGCAAAAAUAUUCUUUUUUUAUAUCUCGAUAAAUAUGGAAAUAUAAAUCUGUAUUGGUAAAAUGAACGCUGGGGAUCAUUCAAGUAUUCCUUAAGCACUGAUGGGGGCGGGAGGUUUUCACUUUGCUUAGUUUUGAUGACAUGGGGGAUGGGGAGGAGGUCGGGAUGGUGAUUACGUCAGCAUUAUUUAUUUUUUUUACUUUUUCGGAUUUUAUACAAAAUUUAGUCGAUUUUGAUUUGAACACAUAUGACAACCCUGAUUGUUUAUGUUCGAAAUCGAAACGACUCUUCAGGGAGAGCGUAAAAUGGCUAGUCUUAGUCGGGGACUGUUGACGGUUAUUAUGUUACUGCAAAGGAUGUUGGGUCGGGCGCGCCAGAUUUUCCUAUUUUCCAGAGAUUAAAUGGUAUUCAGAACAUGUGCGUGAAAGCCAAAACUUACUUCUGAUUGUAAAAUGUACUACAGUGUUUAUGUAUAUAUGGGAGGGUGCUAAGAGAUUUGCUUACUUUUGCUGACAAAGCAGAGGAGGGUUCAAUCAUUGUAAAAAUCUGCUUACGUAAUACUUGAACGCCACCUUGGGAAAAUUUACUAUAAGAAUGGUAUUUUACAAUAUUUGUCUCAGUUUGUUAGAUUUUGCGAACACAUGAUUAUGUGUGGUUUGGUGAUUGUCCUAUGUUGUCAUGCCACAACACGCUGCAAAACGCUGAGAGCGACGGAAAAUUCGGUCAUAUCAUAUAAGCUCACUAACAGGAAACAUAUUUGAGGGAUUAAGUUGGAGUAAUACUUAAACAUUAGUGAUACUAUUAAAACAGGUUUCUUUAAAGCCCUGUUCAUACAGCUGUCGCCAACCUGUCAAUGAUCGUUUCCAAGAUCCCACCACACAUAUUCCGUUAAUUCUGCUAUGCUAAUACAGACAGAAUUUACAAGGCUGGGUCCCAGACAUAGUCACUGACAAGUCACCGACUACUGUACGAACAAACCAUUAAAUCUUGAUACAUCAAUUUUUCACCGAGAUAUGUCCAAAUUUGUCCUUCGCUCAUAGCUUUAAGUAAAUUUUUUCAAUCCAGGAUAGAGAUUUUUGAGAUUUUGCAUAUGUUUCGAGAUAUCAUGAAAAUAAUAUUUUUGCUAUGGAACAGUAAUAUCUUUGCUAUAUUUAUAGUUUAAUGUGAUAUGAGGAUUGAACAAUGUUUCUAGUACUAGUAACACCAUUGUUUCAAAUUUUUCAACCUGUUGUUAAUGUUUCUGACCUCAAAACCCCUGAGUAUUUGACUAUAAAACAAAAAACAUGGAAUCCCUACACCCCAUUACAAUGUAGUUUUAUUGCAUAUUUUUUUCUUUUCUUUUGUAACCGCUUAUAGUUACGGUCUCGUUAUAUAAUGUAGCAGAGGACAGACGCAAAUGGAUGGAUGGAAGAGCUAUAGACAUAUAUAAUUACUAAAGAAAAAAUAUACUAAACGUUAUGUAAAAUGUAGUAGUUGCGCAAAAAGGUAAUAAGGGUUGGCGAUUAUGGGACAAGUAUAUACACUUGUGAUUCUUUGUUCUCUAAUCGAAUAUUAUAUUCUUUUCCUACAUGCUAAGAGAGAGUUAGCGGCUACGAGGUAUGCCGCAUCGCGGGACACGCUUAGUCCCUGAACUUUUAAGUCUUAGAAUUAUUAUUAUUACUAUUAUACGGAAUUAUGUAAUAUUUGCUUGUACAUGAAGACUUAAAUAUAUCUUUAUGCACUGUA